UUCCUUGCUCUCAUUCAGGACGGAGCGGAGUCCUCCGGACAGCUUCAGCAAAGUCAGACUUCUGGGAGUCCUGCGCCAAGGGUUCCGUGCGCACCCCGGGGCACCUUAGAUUCUCCAGUGCAGACCCAGGAUGGGGCCGGGACAGGCAGGGGGCGCGCUUCUGCUGUGGCUGCUAGCGCUCACUCAAGGUAUUUUAAGUUGUCUGGCAUACAAUGUUGGCCUCCCAGGAGCAAAAAUAUUUUCUGGAUCUUCAAGGGAGCAGUUUGGCUAUGCAGUGCAGCAGCUUAUAAACCCACAAGGCAACUGGCUACUGGUUGGUUCCCCAUGGAGUGGCUUUCCCGAAAACCGCAUGGGAGAUGUGUACAAGUGCCCUGUGGACCUACGCACUACCGCGUGUGAGAAGCUGAAUCUGCAAAAUUCAGCAAGCAUCUCAAAUGUUACUGAGAUAAAAACCAACAUGAGCCUGGGUUUGACCCUCACCAGGAAUUCGGGGACCGGCGGCUUUCUAACCUGUGGUCCUCUGUGGGCCCAUCAGUGUGGAAAUCAGUACUACGCAACUGGAAUUUGUUCUGACGUCAGUCCAGACUUUCUGUCCUUGACCAGCUUCUCACCUGCAGUUCAGGCUUGCCCUUCACUUGUAGACGUUGUGGUUGUGUGCGAUGAAUCAAACAGUAUUUAUCCCUGGGAGGCCGUAAAGAAUUUUUUGGAAAAGUUUGUACAAGGCCUGGAUAUAGGACCCAAAAAGACACAGGUGGCGUUAAUUCAGUAUGCCAAUAACCCAAGAGUUGUAUUUAACUUGAACACUUACAAAACCAAAGAGGAAAUGGUUGCAGCCAUGUCUGAGACCUACCAGAACGGCGGGGACCUCACGAACACCUUCCAAGCAAUCAAGUUUGCAAGAGACGAUGCUUAUUUACCAGCUUCUGGUGGGCGCCCGGGUGCUACAAAAGUCAUGGUAGUUGUGACUGAUGGUGAAUCCCACGAUGGGACAAAGCUGAAAACUGUGAUCCAGCAAUGCAAUGAUGACAACAUCCUGAGGUUCGGCAUAGCAGUUCUAGGGUAUUUAAACAGAAACGCUCUUGAUACCAAAAAUUUAAUCAAAGAAAUUAAAGCAAUUGCUAGUACUCCAACAGAGAGGUACUUUUUCAAUGUUGCUGAUGAGGCAGCUCUUCUGGAGAAGGCUGGGACUCUAGGGGAGCACAUUUUCAGUAUUGAAGGCACUGUUCAAGGAGGAGACAGCUUCCAGAUGGAAAUGGCGCAAGUUGGAUUCAGCGCAGAUUACUCGCCUCAAAAUGAUGUGCUGAUGCUAGGUGCAGUGGGAGCUUUUGACUGGAGUGGAACUGUGGUCCAGAAGGCAUCUCACGAGCACUUGAUCUUUCCUAAACAAGCCUUUGACCAGGUUCUGCAGGACAGAAAUCACAGUUCGUUUCUAGGUUAUUCUGUGGCUGCAAUCUCUACUGAAAACGGUGUCUACUUUGUAGCUGGUGCUCCUCGGGCAAAUUAUACUGGCCAGAUAGUGCUGUACAGUGUUAACAAGCAAGGCAAUGUGACAGUGAUUCAGUCUCACAGAGGGGACCAGAUCGGCUCCUAUUUUGGUAGUGUGCUGUGUGCAGUGGAUGUGAACAAAGACACCAUUUCAGAUGUGCUCUUGGUAGGAGCUCCCACGUACAUGAACGACCUCAAGAAGGAAGAGGGAAGAGUCUACCUGUUCACAAUCACAAAGGGCAUCCUGAAUCAGCACCAGUUUCUUGAAGGACCUGAAGGCACUGGAAACGCUCGGUUUGGUUCAGCGAUUGCAGGCCUGUCGGACAUUAACAUGGAUGGCUUUAAUGAUGUGAUCGUUGGUUCACCUGUGGAGAAUGAGAACGCUGGAGCUGUGUACAUUUACAAUGGUCACCAAAGUACCAUUCGCACGAAGUAUUCCCAGAAAAUCCUUGGAUCCGAUGCAGCCUUCAGGAGCCGUCUUCAGUUCUUUGGAAGGUCCCUGGAUGGCUAUGGAGAUUUAAAUGGGGAUUCCAUCACUGACGUAUCCAUUGGUGCUUUGGGGCAAGUGGUUCAACUCUGGUCACAGAGCAUUGCUGAUGUGGCUAUAGAAGCUUCAUUCACUCCAGAUAAGAUCACUUUGCUCAACAAGGAUGCUAAGAUAAUCCUCCAGCUCUGCUUCAGAGCCAAUUUUAGACCUACUGGGCAAAACAAUCAAGUGGCCAUCCUGUUUAACAUGACGCUUGAUGCUGAUGGAUAUUCGUCCAGAGUAACCUCCAGAGGGAUGUUUAGAGAAAACGGAGAACGGUUCCUGCAGAAGAGCACGGUUGUGAACAAAAACAAGAAGUGUUCUGAGUACCACAUUAACAUACAGAAGCCCUCUGAUGUUGUCAACCCUUUGGAUCUCCGUGUGGACAUCAGUUUGCAAAACCCUGGCACUAGCCCCGCGCUUGAAGCCUAUUCCGACCCUGUCCACGUCUUCAGUGUCCCCUUCUAUAAAGAGUGUGGCAGCGAUGGGAUCUGCAUCUCUGACCUGAUCCUGGACGUCCAGCAGCUGCCAGCCAUUCAAAAUCAACCUUUUAUUGUCAGCAACCAAAACAAAAGGUUAACGUUUGCAGUCACACUGAAAAACACAGGGGAGAGUGCAUACAACACUGCAGUCGAGGCUGAGUUCUCCGAGAACUUGUUUUUUGCUUCUUUCUCCAUGCCGGUCGAUGGAACAGAAGUAACGUGCCAGGUUGGUUCAUCGCAGAAAUCUGUUUCCUGUGAUGUGGGAUACCCAGCCUUAAAGAGUGAACAGCAGGUGACUUUCACCAUUAACUUCGACUUUAAUCUUCAAAACCUCCAGAACCAGGCAUCCAUCAAUUUCCAAGCCUUCAGUGAGAGCCAAGAAACAAACAAAGCAGACAAUUCAGUCAGUCUCAAGAUCCCUCUCCUGUACGAUGCUGAACUUCACUUAACCAGAUCCACCAACAUAAAUUUUUAUGAAAUCUCUUUGGAUGAGAAUGUUCCUUCUGUCAUAAACAGUAUUGAAGACAUUGGUCCUAAAUUCGUCUUCUCCCUCAAGGUAACCACGGGAAAUGCUCCAGUAAGCAUGGCAUUGGUGACCAUUCACAUUCCUCAGUACACCAAGGCGAAGAACCCACUCUUGUACCUGACCGGGAUAGAAGCAGACCAGGCUGGUGACAUCAGCUGCGCAGCAGAAAUAAAUCCACUAAAGCUAGGACACGCGCCCUUUCCUGUAUCUUUCAAGAGUGAGAACUUCCAGCAUACGAAAGAAAUGGACUGCAGAACCACCUCGUGCAGCAAUGUCACCUGCUGGCUGAAAGACCUUCACGUGAAAGCUGAGUACUUCAUCAAUGUGACCACCAGAGUUUGGAACAGGACCUUUGCUGCUUCGAGUUUCCAGACGGUGCAGCUGACGGCAGCAGCGGAAAUCGAUACGCAUAACCCUCAGUUGUACGUGAUUGAGGAGAACACUGUCACGAUUCCUCUUAUGAUAAUGAAACCCACAGAGAAAGCAGAAGUACCAACAGGAGUUAUCAUUGGAAGCAUAAUUGCUGGGAUCCUUUUGCUGUCAGCGGUGGUUGCAGGUUUGUGGAAGCUCGGCUUCUUCAAAAGACAAUACAAAAAAAUGGGCCAAAAUCCAGAUGAGAUGGAGGAGACCACGGAACUCAACAGCUAAACCAGCCGCAGACACCACCGCACAGGGGCCAGUGGAAUCCCAGCGAAGGUUCACUAGUGUGGUGGAUGGAUUUCUUUUAAAGUCCACUUUUAAAUACUUUAAUCGGUAAACUAGCCUGAUAAUUUCAGGGUAACUGCUGGUCAGUUGGGAAUGAAGAAGUGGGUAGUGACAAGGGGCGGAAAGACAAAAGACAUUACAUAGAAAGGGAAAAAAGGGACUCUACAGACUGUCUAGUCCACUGUCUACAUUCUACCAGGAAGGUGGGAUGCUUCUAGGGCAUGAAAAAACUUCAAGAAAAUUGUAACGGUUUUCAGAUUUGGGGGUGGGAAAAUGUUAUGGGGAAUGCUUUUUAAUUUAAUUAACAGUGACGAUAAAGUGGAGAGUACCUGGCGUGAAUAUUAUACAUAAUAUAUAUUAUAUAUGUUAUAGAUUAUAAAUAUAGCAUAUAUAAGUAUAUAUUAUAUAACUGACAAAAAUAAUAUUGUGGAUUAUAUAUAUGUAUCAUAUAUGUAUAUAUAAGAACACUGAGUACUUUCCACACACAUAUAAUCAUAUUACUAUUCUAAUAAAUACGAAAGUUUGCUGACAAGAGAGAAAACCAGCAUAGAUUGCUUUUCAAUUUAUGUUGCUCAUCCAAGGUUGCAGCAGAAGAUACUUUUAAGUGAUAAUCUUAUUUAUAAACUAAGUUAAAAAAAAAAAAAAGUCCUGCUAUUGUAGGACAGUAAUCUCAGCUACUCAGGAAGCUGAGACAGGAGUUGGGAGUCCAAGGUCUCCCUGAGCUUACAGUGAGUUCAAGGCUAUCCUGGACAAUUUACGGUUUUAGACCCUGUCUAAAAGGAAAAGAUGAAUGAUGGCUGGGGCUUAGCUUAGUGGGACCUCUUAAAACAAUUGGAAAAACAAACACAAAAACAAAAACGUGUGCUUUCCUUCGGCCCCUGACUGUCUCUUCUGAGUCAUAUCCUAUUAUAAAUAUGCUUGAAUAACCAAGGGAAAUACACACAUACACAUACACACACACAUACACACACGCACGCACACACACACUAUAUAUAAACACACAUAUUGAAUAUUUGCAGAUAAAUAUACCAUCUACUAAAGAAACCUCCAUAAACCUUAAGCUGGAAGAGGUUUAAAAACCAAGGCACCAAAAUUUACUUGUAACCUAUAAUAUAACAAUUUAUAGUCUAACUGUCUGCUAGGGGUCAUUCCUUUUAGGAAUCUUCUAAUCGAUGAGCUGUCUGGGAGAUACCUAGUGCAUUUGCCAAGGAUGAACAAUUUCUUCCACAAACUGCCUCCCUUACCUUUCCCCUUUCCUGCUGCCCUAAUGGCAGAAGGCCCAUGCAGCCUUGCCUUUCUCUCCUGUAAUUAUCCACUUUCCUUUACUCAACACCCACGGCUCCGACACCAUGAAUCCCAACCUCCCAACCCACCCAUGCCUACACACACCCCAAGUAUUAGGAUGAGAGUAUCUCCUGUUUCAUUCACACACCUGUGUUACACACUCCUUAACUUUAGGGAGUUUUCAUUUGCUGCUAAACAAGAAAACUGAACCUGAAUUUAUAGCUGUAGAUACACACACACACACACGUGAAAAUGGGACAGCUCAGGGAUUUGUAAGUUGGAGCAGCAGCAGAUACCACUAGCUUAGAAGGGCCACCCUCUGUGCUGGAUUUAGGCAGGCAAAAAAUGUUCAGCCCUAACUGUUGAAACUCUUACAGGCUGCCAGGAAGCCCAACACCCAGUCCUUGUGAUGUAAGCAGUUCUUUUAGCACUCGUGUGGAGUCACCGUGCCACUCUAACCAAAAUUUUAUUUUAAACAGUGGAGAAAACAGUCAUUAGGUUGCUAGAGAACACUUCACACGCUAGGCUAACCUACACACACACACACACACCCAGUUUCUUUAUUGUACGGCCUCCCUCUCCAACAGGCAGUAAACUAGGGUUAUCUACUAUACACAUAGGCUUGAGACCUCUAGCUAGCCUUGGCUUAUGUCAUCAGCCCUGAUUAGUCUAUAAGGGGUAAGAUGCUGGCUUACAACUAAGACUUAGACACAGACUAUAACCCAUUUCUCUUUCUCUCUCACACACAUGCACGCACGCACGCACGCACACACACACACACACACACGCACAGCCCAGGGUUUGUGAGCUUUAGCCAUAUUGUCAUUUUGGAGCAGACAGUUUUAGGAGGGAAGGGGCUGUCUCGGGCCUUUUAAGCAGCCAUCCCUGGCCUCUACCUACUCAAAGACAGACUUCAUCUUCCACCACGACCCUGACAAUAACAAAUAUCCCGCCUUUGCCAAAUGACUCUUUUUUUUUUUUCAAGAAAUUUUAGGCAAAGUAUUUUUAAAAAAUACUGGGGGGGGGGGGAGAUCGAGUAGGUGGAGUUUGCAAGGAAUUUAUGUGGUCCAUUGAACGAUACCUCUACUUUAAAAGUAAGUAUGGGACUCAAAAGAUGUCAGGUUAAAAAUUCCAUUUCAUAAAUGGUAGAUCACAAAAUGUGAUCUUAAAACCUGAGUCACUUCUUGCAUGGUCAGCACACAACUCUAUAAAUAGCAGCAAGGUUAAAUAGUGUAAUAAAGAAACCAGUCUCAUUUAGAAUUAUGCAACACUCAUUUGAGCAGCAAACUAUGAAUGCGUAACUGGACAAAUGUUUUUUUAGCUAGCAGUGUUGUUUUUAUACAUCAGUGAAACUUGCCUUUUUAACUGUGAAGAAUAAAGAAAACUAAAGUCAACUUAGGAUAGUCAUGUAAGUGACUACUCUAAAUUAUUAAAUACAAUGUUAUACUGUGUCUAUCCCGACACAUAGCUGAACCCAGCAUGUGAAAAUCCCAUUAAGAUUUCAUUAAACGGAAGGCAGGAUUCUCAGCCGAGCUCCCUCAUCUAGAUUCUACACACGGUCUCCUGGGACUAUGCCCUUCAUGUGUUUCCUGGAAGCUCAUUUUCAUCAACAUGAAAGGGUAAACAUCCAGGGGUAAAAGAUAAACACGGGGGUAAAGCUGGAAGUAAAAUAUUUACUACUUUGAGUUUUAAUGUAUAAAGAUGUAGUCAUUGUGUAAAUAUAUAGAUUGUAUUGUUUGUACUUGAUUUUGGCAAAUGAAGCCAAAAUGUAAAUGUAUAUAUUGGACAACUGUAUUAGAAUUGUCUAUUUUGUAAAGAGGAAAUUGUCUUAUUUCCUUUACAUGUGAUGAGUAAUUAUAGUGAGAGGUAAUGUUUGCUGGUCCUAAUUAAAUGUGUUUUGUCCUCCAUCAAACGUAUAUAAGAUGAAUGUAUUUGUUUGUACACCAACUUGGUGAAUUUAUCUGACUUCUUAGAAACAAUCAAAUUGUAGUAAUUGGCAUAAAUAAAAGCCUUUUCUGAUAUCAAAGCACAAAAACCAGACAGAAAAGUUUUUAUUUAGUUGUCAGUCAUCCUUUUCAUGUUGUUAAAUAUCAUUAAAAUUGUUUUUGAAAGUUAA
Messenger RNA from Meriones unguiculatus (Mongolian gerbil), 7124 nucleotides. RefSeq names its product integrin subunit alpha 2 (gene Itga2). Gene Ontology annotation, molecular function: integrin binding. Lineage: Eukaryota; Metazoa; Chordata; Mammalia; Rodentia; Muridae. Gene Ontology annotation, biological process: cell-matrix adhesion; cell adhesion mediated by integrin; cell-cell adhesion. Gene Ontology annotation, cellular component: external side of plasma membrane; integrin complex. Bases 131 to 3667 code for a protein of 1178 amino acids. The transcript is spliced from 30 exons. The record is from RefSeq and is a predicted model, not a curated record.